AUGGACAAGAGGCUGGAGCCGACGCAGGGUCAUUGCUACACAAACCCAUCGUUCUGCAGGCAAUCCGAGUGCAUACCCGAGGACAGCGAUUCUGCCGACCUGCCGCCUCCCCCGCAAUUUCAGGUUGAUGACCUACCACCACCACCAGCCCUACAGCCAGCCACACCACAGUACGGCCAAAGCAAUCCAGCUUUUCACGGCAGUCCAGAAGUUGACAUUGCAACGACUCAACCAGACCACAACCGGAGCAUCGCAGCUCUGAAUCGCACGACAACCAAUGCCGAGCGCUACUGUUACAUCGAGGAGCAGCAACCAUCGCCCCCAGCAUCCACGCCAAAACGCUACGGCAGUCUGCCCCUCGGCAAUGCGCGUGCCUACGCCUACAGAACUCACCGUUACGAGUACAUCCACGAUGAUGCGACCGUCCAGGUGCAAGUUGCGCAGCAGCAGCAGCAGCAGUUGCAUCAACAACAGCAACAACAACAACAACAGCAGAUGGCCGCUGUCGCCUCCAGCAACUCGUCCAGAUACGAAUACAUCGAACAGACGCAAACACCGCCGCCUCCAAGGCUGCUCACGACACCUUUGCGACAACAGGUGAUCUCGAGUGCGCCUAGCUCGAUCAGAGCAUCGGUCAGGUCCUACAGAAGCACCGACGCUCACUACACGAGCCUGGCUCCGGAUGGCGUCGCUCCUCACGAUCCCGCACAGUGGACCGAGGAUGACACUCAUGAUUGGAAUAACUCCAGAAGACAGAUCAACACGCCCAGAGGCCGUUACACGAGUCUGCCGAUGCAGGACGAGGAGCCGCCCAACUUACCGGAGCGCAACGCUCACGAAAUGCCCUCGCAGCACGUCAACGCCACCCUGGCCACGCAGAAGCUCCACGAGAUUUUGACCACUCCGAGAAAGCCGAGGACGCGCUCGCAGGGCGAUCCGCUUUCGCCGGUCAAUAGCCCGAAAGGACGAUAUCAGCUGCAACCUGCGAUACAUAAUGCCGCGCUCGUGCAGCGCAGCGCUUACACACCUGGGUGCUCGCCAUCAGGAGCAGGUCAGCGUGCGAUGAACUCGCCAGCGCAUCCACAGCAUCAGCAGCAGCAGCAGCAUCAAGCAACUCCGCAGAAUCGCGUGCUGUCGCCACGCGGGAGCAAAGGCCUGACGACCUCGACCCCUAACAAGGAGACACCGUCGGCUCGUCGCUGUCUGCCAUUGAACGAUCACCAGGCUUCCACGCCCACUCGUCGUUACGUCGACGAUAGUGGUAUACACUAUGGACGAACUGGAAUGCCGACUGGGCAACCGCACAGGCUACAAAUCGAAGAGGACGCGGUUAUCUACUCCGAAAAGAAGGCCGCUGGCUUUUAUCAGGGUCCCGAGGCUGCUUUCAUCGCACGCACAGCGGUAGUCCCACCGCUAUCGCCUCAAAUGAGCAGCGAUGCCAAUACCACACUGAUGAGCAAUACCGAAAAAUCAGACAGAAAAAAUGCACCGAUCAUCCUCGCUCUCGUUGGCAUUCUCACCUGUGGCUUAGCUAUCUAUUUAUCGUAUACACAAGGCCGAAGAUACUACUACGACAGCGCGAUAAGCUGCGGAGCCUGUUGCGCUUUGGCAGGUGUCUGUCGCAGCAUGCGUCGCACCUGGACCGGCCUGGGCUUGGCCGGCUUAUCAGCACUUAGUUGUGCUGGUCUUUUAUUACUAGCAGCCAAAUCACCACGACCAGGUACACCCAUUCACGACAUCACCGCCGGUGCCUUAUGCGGUGUGUCAUUGCUGGGUGCUGCUUUGGCUUUAUUGGCCCUUGUCGAACCUAGAUGCACGUUCGGUAGGCACAGGAGAGUUCAUUCGUGGAUACCAAGAUAUCAACCGUAAAAACAAGAUGUUUUUAUUUUAUUUUGUUGUAAUUAAUUGGU
Molecule: messenger RNA, 1910 nt
Organism: Phymastichus coffea
Lineage: Eukaryota; Metazoa; Arthropoda; Insecta; Hymenoptera; Eulophidae
Product: atrophin-1-like
Exons: 6
Coding region: 1-1869 (622 amino acids)
Source: RefSeq, a predicted model, not a curated record